CAGCCCUUUUAGAAGUAAAGAUACUCUUUUUAAGGAUAACCUAUUUAAGUUUGUGAUUAUACUUUCUUCCUGUCAAACUACGCGUAAUUAUUUAUUAAUCGUAUGCAUAAAUCACCGCAGCGUAUUUCUUGUUAUAUAGUGUCUCAGUUGACAUUGUUUGAACUAAGUAGACAAAAGUAUUCACACAACUGCCUGUCAAGUUGACCUAAAUAUACGUUAACAAACACCAUGGUUUUGUCUGUUCGCGUAUAGAAUUUUAAUACGGGUUAUCACUACGUGUCUGACCUCUGAAAUCGUAGAACCCCGAAGGCUUUUAUGUAACUGAAUACGACUCAAUCAUGUCACUUGCCCAGGCAGAAGUCGACAGCAUGGACUUAGCACAACAACUCGCGAAAUACAAAGAGGAAAAUUUACGAUUGAGCGAAGAGAAGAACAAUAUUAUGAGGGAAUUCAAUACGAGAAUGAAAGUUCAUCUCGAAGAAGUGCGGCUUUUGAAAGAGGUCAACGAACGUUUACAAAUGGAACUUGAAGAUCUUCGAGAUCUGUGUUGCUAUCUCGAUGACGACCGAGUCAAGUGUCGCAAACUAGCGAAAGAAUGGCAAAAUUUCGGUCGCUUUGUUUCGUCGACGUUACACGCGAAGGAGAGCUCUUAUCAAGAGGAGGUGAACUCUCUCAGCUUACAAAGAGAGAGUGUAAUUGCCGAAAAUAUCAACCUCAAGAGAUUGUGCCACCAACUGGAAAAUUGUUCCAGCUCUCCUACACAACCGAGGGAGUACGUUUGCAUACGUUGCUCCCAAGGGAUAUUGCUUGAUAGGAGUUCAAACGGUGUUGUACGAAGGAACACUGAUAGCCCUCAGACUGCCUAUGCGGUUAAUCAUAGAGAAAAACCAAACGCAGACGUCGAAAGCAUCUUGCCACAGUCCCCGAGUACAAGCUUUUUAUCGCAGGACUCGUACAUCAGCGAAGGUUCCAUUACAGGACACAAGAAUGGAAAACGAAAAAAAGUCUCGUUUAUCGAACCUGAUGAAGUUCAUGAACCGGAGGAUAACAUCAAACAUGAACCAUUGGACAUCAAUUCCAACGGAAUAAAAGAAAAUCGUGGCAUUCUCCGAAAUGGUGGACGAAAUCAUCAUUCAAAUGGUCAUGGUUCAGUAUCGAGUAAUGACAGUAUUUCGUCGGUUCAGGAUAUCAAUCGAGCAAUGCAAGUUUUAGAAAUUCACUCGGAGUUAGAAGAAAGGGACUACGAGAGAGAAGAGCCAUUGAAGGACAAAGAAGUCGCUGUUUUGAAAGAAAUGUGUAAUGUUGUGUGGAGAAAGCUAUCAAAUGACGAUCCUCGAUCGAACAGUGGCGGUGUAAAUCAUAGAACGCCCAACAGACAAGACGAUGAAAUUGUAUACGAAGAUCUUUUAUAGCAAUAAUAUAUCCAUAAUCCAUCAAUAUCCACUGAAAUUGAUCUCAAUCGAAGCGUUUUGUUGUGCGUCAUUGCAAACAAACGCUUUGUUGCACGUCAUACACCUCGGUUUUUACUCCAUUGAAAACAAAAGUUAUUUUAAAAGUCAGUUGAAAAGUCAUUCUAUAGGCCUGACGGACUUGAUCCCAGGAAUGAUAUCUUUUUGAAAUAGCUGUAAAGGCUACUAGAUCAUUAAGAGUCCGAAAAUUCAGAGCUUUUUGUACUAAGCAAACUAGCCUGUGAUAGGUGUAAAAAAUCGUGAAACUUAAGACUUCUUUAAAUAAGCUUAUUUGACCUCUCUCUAUCUAACGCUUAUCUACCCCUUUUCAACCUCUAUAACCCGAAGUGUUAUAGAUCGGAAACUACAAUUGACUUAUGAAAUAACUUUUUAUACCCA
Molecule: messenger RNA, 1847 nt
Organism: Dendronephthya gigantea
Lineage: Eukaryota; Metazoa; Cnidaria; Anthozoa; Malacalcyonacea; Nephtheidae
Product: coiled-coil domain-containing protein 85C-B-like
Exons: 7
Coding region: 339-1412 (357 amino acids)
Source: RefSeq, a predicted model, not a curated record